Molecule: messenger RNA, 2262 nt
Organism: Cyclospora cayetanensis
Lineage: Eukaryota; Apicomplexa; Conoidasida; Eucoccidiorida; Eimeriidae
Exons: 8
Coding region: 1-2262 (753 amino acids)
Biological process (GO): ribosomal large subunit assembly; Notch signaling pathway
Cellular component (GO): nucleolus
Molecular function (GO): protein binding
Source: RefSeq, a predicted model, not a curated record
AUGGUGGAUGUACAGCCGGAUCAGUGCGGGUCCUGUGCCGCGUCUUUCUCUAGCAGGGACGGGGAGAACGCAUCUGCCUCCUCCACUGUAGACCCUGUGUAUCAGCAUCCCAAUGUCUGGUUGGACGCGCUGUUGCGUGAAAACGUCUUGUUAGCGGUCCUUCCGUUUCUGGAAGCCGCAGAUGCCGCUCGCUUCGCCUCCUCCUGCACGGAGCUGCAAGCUGCCCUCAGAGCGCCGAGGGUACAGCCUCUCUGGCGCGAGUGGUUUAAUGCCAGCGGCUUCGUGUGGUGGCCAUACGGAGGUGUCUGCGGAGCUGCUUGCAGUAGACAAGUUGACAGAGACGGCUUCUUGGUGGAGAACGACCAACAACAUGACCAAGAACCGAGGGAGGAUCGCUUGCGUCCCUCCACUGGCUAUCGGGAGUUUCGUCAUGAGGGAUGGUGCUGCCAGUUUUUAUGGAAUGCGCGCGCUUGGCACAACUGGCAAAGCGGCAACUGCGCCUUCUCAGUCCUCCCCACGGAGGGUCACAAGCUCUUUACGGUGUCUGUACACCCUAGGGGCACGUAUGCCUCGAGAACUGAAGUUGCACGCCCCCACAAAAGUACUCCGCCCCAGCAGCGACAGCAUCGAAAUCAAGGGGCCCAAGUGUCACAAGAUAAUUUGGAGCUAGAUCUGUCGCCCACGGAUGGCAAUGUGCAGCCUUACAUUGCUUCCCCCGUGAGCGAUUGCACGACUUCUCAGCCCGCUGUAGUGUUCGCUCCGGGAGCUGGCGAGGCCCUUGUGGAUGCGUUGCGGAGGAAGGCAGUCAUAUUGACUGCAGGCAGCGACAGAGUCAUGUGUUUUCUGAAACCAGAGGGAGGUGCCUACCCCUCCGCCGUGAGGGCUCCUCGACCCUUAGUGGCUGCGUCCAAAGGAGUUGGCGGGGGGGGAGUGGCUGGAGCUACGGGGGUAUGCCUGAGGCAGACGAAAGAUCUGGGAGGCUUGCUGCUGUCCCCCCGUACGACGUAUGCGGCGGCAGGCAGCUUCUCCUCGCUCGAGUCGCUUGAGCUCGAGCUGGAAAGCCUGAUCAGCGGUGGAGGCAGCGGCCGUAGGGGCAGCGGGAAGAGCAGAAGGAGUGGAGGAUCUCGACAAAACGGAGGGCCUUCUCCAGGAGACACUCGCAAGACGAAUGGGGAGGCAUCGCCGGCCCUUAUCAGCGCUUCCAGAGGGAUCUCAUGUCGCACUCCCCCACGGAAUACUGCGUGGUCGCCGCCUCCUGCAGUGCUCUCAUUUCCCUGCACGGCCACGGCUUCUGCAGUGUCUGCAGCAGCAGAGCAGCCGUGUCUUCAAGGCGCAGCAUCGGCUGAGGAAGACCCCGUAAAAGCUCGGGAAGUCUGCAUGUGUUGGGGGCGAAGUUGCUGGCAUAGCUGCAGCGUGGACGCUGCAAGCGGCCUGAUGGCGUGCUCCCUCUCGUCUGAGCAAAGUGGCAACUGCAGAGGCAGGCGGAAGAAAGGGGGGGCCAGUGGAGGCGUGGCGGACGCUUGCGAAUACAGAGUCUUCGAUCUCCUGAGCGAAACUGAGAUAGCGCAGCUGUCCAUCGAAGGGCACUUGAUGGCACAGUUCUUUUUGUGGGAUCUUGGCGAUGCAGUGUGCGGCGAGCCUUUGGAGGCAUCCGCUAUCGUCAAUGCCCACACAGAUGGCAUCCUGGCCCUGGACGUGGCGGAAGACGGUAGCCGUUCCUCCCGCGUCCUCUGUGGCAGCCGAGACGAGACUAUCAGUCUGUAUUCUGUCUAUCCAAUCGUCAGGCUGGCCACCUUCAAUGGCCACCAAGCGGAAGUCUCUGCUGUCUGCUGGCUGCGCAACGGCGAAGGGGCCUUCGCCUCUGCAGCUGCUCAAGGGUUUCUCCUAGGAGGCUCAUUCGACGAGGAAGCGCAGCAGGUCUUUGCUUCAGGAUCUUACGAUGGGCAUAUUAAAAUACAGGACGCAAGACAGGGAGAUGCAAAGAACCUUGCAAGCCACGGUUUAACGCUGCUGGAGCAUCAAAAUCGAAUAACACGACUUGCUGGCGCCUGGGAUGGCCGGAUGCUUCUCUCGGGAGAUGUUGAUGGGGUGGUGAAGGUGUGGGAUUUGCGCCGCUGUGCGGAUUCGCUUUUAACGGCCCAGUAUAACGGGGCGAUCCUCGAUCUUCAGGCAAACCGUGCCUUUGCUGUGGUACGCGCUAGCCCGCCCCGAUGCCGCGACUCGGUGCAUGUCCUAGACUUUAGUGGGGUUGGAGCGCGGUAG